AGAAGAAGUAAAGAGCCAAUCACAAACCAGGGCUCCAUAUUGAACCGAUGAUUUGCUUCAAACCACUACUCUUUUUAUAGUUUAGUUUUUACAGUUUACUUUGGGUUUGGUUCCCCUAAAGAAGCCGCAACUCGAAUAAGAAGACAAGUGACUUUAUACUCACUUGCUAACAAUGAAGCUAACGGACAUCAAAAAGUUAAAAGUGCCCGAGCUGCGGUCCAGACUUAAUGAACUUGGGUUGGACGGCAGGGGACUGAAGGCUGAGCUGGUAGGCAGGCUGUGGUCUGCAUUAGAGGCAGGACAAAGUGGAAAAGACGGUGAGGAAACGCCAAAACUACUAAACGACAGCUCACUGACACUUUCGGUACAGACGAAGACAGUGGACGUCCGCGCUCCGUCCUCAUCACCACCGACAGAAGCUGGUGUUACUGCGCCAUGUAAACUAGACUGUACCAGACAUUACACAGACUCCGCCACACAGACAGAGACUCAUACUGGUCUGCCAGAGACUCAUACUGGUCUGCCAACACCACAGCAAGGCUCUGAGCUUAUUUCAGACUGUGUACCAGAGUACCAAGCGGAGGAGGGAGAGGCUGAGAUGCAGCAGGGAGAUGCAGAGGGAGAUGCAGAGGAUCCCGGGGAGGACAGCGGGGCUCAGGCAUCACACGAGAUGGACCGAGGAAGAGCUUUCUACGAGUUCAAAGAGGAGAUACGAUACAAAAGAGCCAAAUCACCACAACCUCCAGUGGACAGAGAGGUGACAGAGGAGGAAGAUGAAGAUAAAGUCAGACUAGAUCCAUAUGACAGUCACCUCCACUUUGAGGUGGGUCCUGAUUGUUCAUGCGGCCAGCCGCGGUUCUGGGCUCGAUUCCCCUUGCUGUGGUCAGGCUGCAGGCUCACCCACGGGGUGCUGCAGGGCAGGGUGGGCUUUGAGGUGAGGCUGGAGAGGAAGUUGUUGACUGCACAGCUGGAGGAACAAGAAGACAUGGAUCCUUACGGCCUGAGAGUAGGCUGGUCAGUGGCCAGCACCUCUCUACUGCUGGGUGAAGAUGAAUUCUCUUUUGCUUAUGAUGGGCGCGGUAAAAAAGUGUCAGGAGGGAAGGAGGAAGAGUUUGGAGAACCCUUCUCAGAGGGGGAUAUCAUUGGCUGUUACGCUUCUUUCUUCACAGAUGGCGCUGUUGAGGUCUCUUUCCAUAAGAACGGUCGUUUCAUGGGUGUGGCCUUCUCCAUGGGCGCCUCUGUGCUUCUGGGUCGUGCUCUGUUCCCUCACGUCCUCUGUAAGAGCUGUUCAGUCAGAUUCCACCUGGACCCCACAGCUUCUCCCUGGUACCCCGGCCCUCCAGGCUUCACACCGCUGGCAGCUCUUUCUGCUGGGCAGAGGGUGCGCACCACAUUGGCUCCUACCUUCAGAGCGCAGUGUGAGGUGUUGUUGAUGGUUGGUCUUCCUGGUUCUGGGAAGAGCCACUGGGCCCGGACUCACAUGCAGCAGCAUCCAGAGAAACAGUACAGGCUGUUGGGCACGGAGGAGCUGCUUGCAUGUAUGAUUAGUGGUGGACAGAGGGACAGCAGGCUGCAGCAGGCCUCUCAGUGUCUAACUGAUCUGAUCAAGAUGGCUGCUCAGACUCCCGGCAACUAUAUUCUCGACCAGUGCAACAUCCUCUUCUCUGCACGGCGUCACAAGCUGCAGCUGUUUACAGGCUUCAGGUGCCGGGUGGUGGUGGUCUUUCCCUCAGAAGACGAGUGGAAAAGAAGACUGACCGAGCACCAGACGAAUGACGGGGAGCAGAUCCCCGAGACCGCCCUGCUCAAACUCCAAGUGAGCUGUAGUCUUCCAGAGCAGCAGAGUGACCUGCUGGAGGAACUGCAGUUUGUUGAGCUGCCUCAGGAACAGGCACAGACGCUCCUGCAGGAGUAUAAAGGCGAGGCUCGCAGACUGCUGCCCCCCAUCCCCAAACAGGUGAAGAAGAAACCCCGACCUCACAAGAACAGACCCCACCCUCACGGCCCGCCACCCUCACAUAGGAGCCAGUGGACUGGACUUAAUGGGUGGAACGACAUGAGACUCAACAUGCAGCCAUGGAGGCAGCAGCCAAGAUAUUGGAACAUGGCUAAACAGGACCAGGGCUGCUACUACAGAGACUUUGGUUACAGCAGUUAUGACGGUUACUGGUGAAGAAACCUGGAGCGAGAAGAAACAGAUGCUGCUGCUGCUCGAUCUGUGUUUACAAGGACAACAAUUAUACUGUCUUUUUUUAUUUAAAAAACUAAACUAACUACAUCAGCAAGUACUAUGAUACAGAGAACUACAGACUACAGUGUGUGUUGCACUCGCUGCUUCGGCCAAUCAAAGAUAAUCAGUGUUGUAGUAUUUAAAAUCAUUUUAACGCUAAAAACCAGGUCAUUUUUUAGGAUUUUUAUUCAAAAUAUUUUUUUUAAAAUUGCGUCAUGUUUUUACUGUACAGUGUACAAAUGAUUAAAAAUAUACAGUAUUUUGCACAGUUAUGGUCAGAGAGUGCUUAAAGUCAAAGAGUAAUAAAUCCCUGAACUUUGA
Molecule: messenger RNA, 2551 nt
Organism: Siniperca chuatsi (mandarin fish)
Lineage: Eukaryota; Metazoa; Chordata; Actinopteri; Centrarchiformes; Sinipercidae
Product: heterogeneous nuclear ribonucleoprotein U-like protein 2
Exons: 11
Coding region: 173-2173 (666 amino acids)
Cellular component (GO): membrane
Molecular function (GO): protein binding
Source: RefSeq, a predicted model, not a curated record